GUGGAAAAGGAACAAAGGGAAAACGGGAAUUUAUGGGUCUGGCCAAGGCCCUACUGUCGACCACACAUUAGGAACAGCUGAAGGCUAUUACGUGUACCUGGAUACGAGAACUGGAAGAAGAGGCGAGACAGGAAAAUUAAGUAUAAUGAUCACCAACCCCAGUAGUACGACGACCACCAAGUGCCUGUCGUUUUGGUUUUACAUGAGAGGGUCGUAUGUAAACAAGCUCGAAAUAUUCAUCCGAGAAGCAGGAGGUAAAUUGACUCAGAUCUGGCAGAGAGUGCGUGGACUUGACGACCAAUGGUAUCAUGGACACGUGAAUAUUAUGCAGACUGGAUCCUACCAGCUCGUAUUUGUGGGCUAUAGAGGGUCUACAGUGUCGAGUGUCAUUGCUUUGGAUGAUAUCUCUAUACUUGAAGGAGGGUGUCCUGUCGAUCCAAACACAUGUGAUUUUGAAGACAAAGAUUUGUGUGGGUUUAUUGCGGACAAUUCAACUGGAAGACAAUGGCUUCAAACGAAAGGGGGCGAUACUAAUAACCCAACUGCCCCUACCGCUGAUCACACGUACGAGACUGGGAAAGGUGACGUGAUACCAUUAAUGUCAAAGAUAGAUAAUAUAG
Molecule: messenger RNA, 620 nt
Organism: Owenia fusiformis
Lineage: Eukaryota; Metazoa; Annelida; Polychaeta; Sabellida; Oweniidae
Source: the annotation of a GenBank genome assembly